Ustilaginoidea virens is the source of this 1440-nucleotide messenger RNA. RefSeq lists its product as uncharacterized. Gene Ontology annotation, molecular function: phosphatidylinositol N-acetylglucosaminyltransferase activity. The record is from RefSeq and is a predicted model, not a curated record. Gene Ontology annotation, cellular component: glycosylphosphatidylinositol-N-acetylglucosaminyltransferase (GPI-GnT) complex. The transcript has 2 exons. Bases 1 to 1440 code for a protein of 479 amino acids. Gene Ontology annotation, biological process: GPI anchor biosynthetic process. Lineage: Eukaryota; Fungi; Ascomycota; Sordariomycetes; Hypocreales; Clavicipitaceae.
AUGACGCGCCGCCGGUACAACAUCGCCAUGGUCAGCGACUUCUUCUUCCCGCAGCCCGGAGGCAUCGAAUCGCACAUCUACCAGCUCUCCAGCAAGCUGAUUGACCGGGGACACAAAGUCAUCAUCAUCACGCAUUCGCACCACGACCGCAAGGGCGUCCGCCAUCUCACCAACGGGCUCAAGGUCUACCACGUGCCCUUCUUCGUCAUCUACCGCCAAGCCACCUUCCCCACCGUCUUCUCCUUCUUCCCCAUCCUCAGAUACAUCUUCAUUCGGGAGCGGAUAGAAAUCGUCCACGGCCACGGGAGCCUGAGCUGCCUGUGCCACGAGGGCAUUCUCCACGCGAGAACCAUGGGGCUGCGGACCGUCUUUACCGAUCAUUCGCUCUUUGGGUUCGCUGACGCCGCGAGCAUCCUGACCAACAAGCUGCUCAAGUUUAUCCUCAGCGACGUAGAUCACAGCAUCUGCGUGAGCCACACAUGCAAGGAAAACACAGUGCUCCGCGCCUCGCUCGAUCCGCUCAUGGUCUCGGUCAUCCCCAACGCGGUUGUGGCGGAGAAUUUCCGUCCGCGCGACUAUCCCUCCUCGCCAGACGCCGGGUUUGCGCCGGCUCCGUCCCCUCAGCGCCUCGGCCCCAACGACAUGAUCACCAUUGUCGUCAUCUCUCGCCUAUUCUAUAACAAGGGCACGGAUCUGCUCACCGCCGCCAUCCCCCGCAUCCUGGAGAACCACCCAAACACGCGAUUCAUCAUUGCCGGCUCCGGCCCCAAAGCCAUCGACCUGGAGCAAAUGAUUGAGCAAAACGUCCUCCAAGACCGGGUCGAGAUGCUCGGCCCCGUUCGGCACGAGGACGUGCGCGACGUCAUGAUCCGGGGCCACAUCUACCUCCAUCCCUCGCUCACAGAAGCCUUUGGCACCGUCAUUGUCGAGGCGGCCAGCUGCGGACUGUACGUCGUCUGCACCCAGGUCGGCGGCAUCCCCGAAGUCCUCCCCUCCCACAUGACGACGUUUGCCAAGCCCGAGGAAGACGACCUGGUGCUCGUCACGAGCAAGGCCAUCGAAGCCGUCCGCGCGGGCAAGGUCCGCACCGAAAAGUUCCACGAGCAGGUCAAGAAGAUGUACUCGUGGUCCAACGUCGCCAUGCGCACGGAGCGCGUCUACGACGGCAUCGCCGGCACCAUCAGCGAGGAGGAGUUUUACGGCUUCGACAUGGGCGGCUACAACGGCAGCAGGACGCGCAACUUUGCCCUGAUUGACCGCCUCAAGCGCUACUACGGCUGCGGCAUAUGGGCCGGGAAACUCUUCUGCCUGUGCGUCGUCAUAGACUACCUCUUCUUCCUGCUCCUCGAGUGGUGGUACCCGCGGGAGAACAUUGACACUUGUCCGGACUGGCCGCGCAAAGUUCUGCAAGAGACUGGAAAGAAGGAAGGGGCGGAGUAA